Molecule: messenger RNA, 2232 nt
Organism: Hyaloscypha bicolor E
Lineage: Eukaryota; Fungi; Ascomycota; Leotiomycetes; Helotiales; Hyaloscyphaceae
Exons: 2
Coding region: 256-2013 (585 amino acids)
Source: RefSeq, a predicted model, not a curated record
GCACCCAUCCACCGGGGAACGAGUGGCCCAUCGCGACCUGGGCUGGCCGGAUUGCGUCUGACAGGCCCAAGCAGGCCCAAGCAGGCCCAAGGCGAGCAAGGGGAAUACUAAGUAGGGUCGAGGGUGGGCCCUAGCCACCCUUUGGGACCGCCAACGAGAACAGACCUGCCGGUUGCUGCUCAGUCACCUCGAAAAAGCACGUCCUGCAUGAAGCUGCAAUAUUAACCUCCAUAUCUCGACUGCUCAUCCAGAGCUAUGGCGCCGCUGUCACAGCCCAACGGGAUCACUGCCACUGCCACUGCGAGACUCGAGUUCCCUUCACUGUCGGCGCAAUCCUCAGUGCAUCCCUUCUACUCUUCAACCACGCUCUCCAGCUCGACCUCCGACCUCAGCAACUUCAACGACCUCUCCGAACCCCUCUCCCCUCGAAUUCUCUACGCGCAGUCCUUCGAUCGACCGUCAUCAGCUCGCAGCCUGCCCUCUUCGAACAGAUACAGGAAGAACAUGAAGGAAAUGACGGGCUUUGGGACAACGGAGGAGGAGUUCGAAGCACUGCCAAUUGCAGUCCGAAGAAAGUAUUUCUCGACAUUAGAGAGAUUAAGGUUCGCGCAGAACAGCCGAUCGAACGCUCUCAGCGAGCUCCCCAUACAAAGCCACCGCAAGAGCUCGCUGGCGGAUCGGCGAGGGAUCAAUGUUCCACUGAUCGAGCCUCGACGAAAACUGUCCACGUCUCGGCGGUUACGGAGUAUUUCAAGACAACAGUCCGUAUCGAGUAAUGAAGCGUCUUGGUUCCUGACGCUUCCGGAAAAGAUCAAGAAGAAGCAAUUCACAAGAGAGGAACAAGUGGUAUUGGCUGCCCGCCUACGAGAGAGUGUCAUUCUUGACGCAGCUGAUGAAGCAAUAUACAAAGCUAGUCGUCGAGCAAGUCGCAAUUUGACGCCUCUGUUCGACCCUUCGAUUCCAUCAACACCUCGAAGUAGUACGGAUAGCUAUCUCGACCCCGAUAGCAACCUCGACUCAACCUCUGUCAUGGCAGCUGCGAUGUAUGAGAGCUUUCGGUGGAUGGAUGAAGACGACGACCUGGAUCUGAAAUUGGUGUUGGACGACUACCACGCGAACCUCCCUGGCGUUGUGAUUCCCACAUCAUCGAGCGACAGACGACCCUCAUUUCGACGACAAAUGUCAAUAUCGAAGAUGCCUUUUGGCAGAAGCUCCUUCUCCUCUCCUCGUUCUCCUAAGUUCGAACAUACACCCACCAAUCACAAUCGGCAAAAGUCUCGAGCAUUGUCCCUCAUCGCACCGAAACAUGGUGCCCACGACUCGGUGUCAUCGAUAGACCCCAACGCCAAACAUUACCAAGAUCCCGAAGCACGAUUGAAGCUACGUGUAUACCUGGCAUCACCACAAAAGUUCGAUGAAGCAAUUGAGUUUGGAUUUCCUUCUAUAAAUGGAGUGACCGAUGGAGACAAGGAGAACAAACCACCGAAGCGAGUAUCGAAGGAUUUGGCGACGGCCAAGAAAUCAUCAAGCACCGAGAAAUCUUUCCUGGCCGACGACAACGCCUCGUUAUUCGAAGACGACGUAUCAAUGAACGACCCCGACUCCCCAAUAACACCACUAUACAGCGAAUUGCGGUCUCAGUCUCGAGCUAUGGUAACACCAGUGACAGGAGGCAGCAAGAGUUCCGCAGACUACACACAUCUCGGGAUCAGCAAGCCGACUUUAAUCAAGCAACCCGAAUCAUAUGCACAAGCAAUGGCAGGAAAUAGGGAGAUGACACUGAGGAUGACACUUACAAGACCUGAUCUUCGGGCCGAUGAGAGUACAAUUUAUGGAUGGCAGGCUACGAAGAGUCCCCUGCGAGAAGGAUCCUUGACGCCAGAAGACGACGAGAAAUUCGCCGUGAAAGGACCAUUUGGUGGUAAUGAUGGUUGGGGACUGAUGGACAAGGAAGACGGCGUGGUGAAGCGGUUUUGGAACAAGGUGAAAAGCACCCAGCGAAAGACAUCAUAGAAUGCCCAGGGGUGUCUUAUUUGCAUGUUUUUAAGCGUGGAUUUGAUUUCCUUGGGAAUGCCUUGGGGCAUGGCAUGGCAUGGCAUAGCGGUAAUGCAUCCGGGCUUCGACUUGAUACCACGUAUGAAUAUAAUCAUUUAUCGUUUGUCUAUCUUGAUGCUUGGGAUGUGACUUUACCUCAGCCAGGGAACUAAUAAAAGACAUGCUUUGAACGACGGA